Messenger RNA from Pseudomyrmex gracilis, 3543 nucleotides. Its product is annotated as organic cation transporter 1-like. Bases 1453 to 3519 code for a protein of 688 amino acids. NCBI's taxonomy places the organism in Eukaryota, Metazoa, Arthropoda, Insecta, Hymenoptera, Formicidae. Gene Ontology annotation, cellular component: membrane. Gene Ontology annotation, molecular function: transmembrane transporter activity. The transcript has 9 exons. The record is from RefSeq and is a predicted model, not a curated record. Gene Ontology annotation, biological process: transmembrane transport.
UAUAUACGUGGAGAAACGGGGGUCUCCCGAGCCGCGAAACGGAGGAAAACUCGCCGCGCGCGAGUGAGUUCGGAGCGAGCUAGCGCGCUCUCGAGAAGUGUUUUUCGCUCCCGGAACGACGAGACGCGAAGAAGAAACGUCGGAGAGAGAGAGAGAGAGAAGAAGGAAGAGACGAAUGAUUGAUUUUCGCGAGCGAUUACUACGAGCGAGGGUUGAAAACGAAACGGAUCGCGAAACGAUUCUCUCUUUUCCGAUCGAACGAAUUGAAAUUUCGAAGUUUCGCGCGCGGUCGGAGAGACGAGAUUUGAGAUCGGCGAAAACGCUCAAACGCACAACGCCGUCGAUGGCGUUUGAAUUUCCUCGCUUUACCGCGAAAACGUGGUGAGGAGGGUUUUUUUUUCUUUUUUCCAAGUGCUCGAGAGAGAGAAUAUUGAGAUAGGGAAGAGGAGCGCGGAGGAGGACUCGAGUCGCGACUUCUCUUCUCUCUUUCUCGAGAGAUAGAUAAUCGGGCAGUGAAGUGAAAGUGAAGAGAGCGGCUCUGUGUCGCGCGCGCGUAAGUGAAAAAGGACCGUGUUGGUCAGACUGCCCGUCUCUCUUCCCCCCCCCCUCCCUCUCCCGGGGCAAUCAGUGGCUAUCACUCUUCUUCCUGUUGCCGUCUUUUCUUAUCUCUCUGAAUCUUCGCGGGUUGUAGAACGCGCGAUGUAUCUCGGAAGAUAAAUGUCGCGAGAGAUUAAAUCGAAUCGAGUGUUUUCGACGCGAAGUUUUGAACUUCCGCGCGAGAUGUGAGAUCCUAGCCGAUGUGUGUGUGCGUGUGUUGUUGUUGUUGUUGUUGUUGAUCUUAACCUCUGACAAGAAUAUGAGACGUGAAACGACGGCUCCUCGUCGUCACAGCCAGAUGCGCGACGCGUCGGCGUUUCGGUUUCGCGCAUCUCGUCGAAUUUAAAUUUUCCGGCGUGAUCUUGCGGCGCGACAACCUGGUGGGUUCCGAAGAUCGGCGCGUCACGUGACCGGAUUCGCGCGUUGUAGCCCCCCCCCAUCCCCCGAAUUGCCGACAAAGCCCCUUGUGUGUGCAGCUUUCGAAGAAGUCUCUGAUUCGAGAGCACACCGGAGAGAGAGAGAGAGAGAGAGAGAGGUGAGCGUCGGAAAGGAGAACGCGAAAGAGAAGAAGGGACGGAGACGCGAGGGGGAGUAGCGAGAACGGAGGGAGAGAGCAGGCGAGGAAGAAGAAGAAGACGAAGAAGAAGGGAGGUGUGUGUGUGUGUGUGUGUAAGAGCUUCCUCCCCGCGAGACGCGCGGUCUCGAAGGGGGCGAGAAAACGUUUUGUAUUAUAAUUCGGCGUGGCUACCUUCGAGGAUGAGCGACGGCGGUCAUGCCGUGUAAUUCGAAGGUGUACCACGUCACCGUCGCAUCGUGCACGAUCGUCGCCGUUCUCGUCACGGCAUCGCCAGCAAGAUGAGCUCGAUCGACUUCGACGAGGUGCUGGUACACGUGGGCGAGAAGGGCCGAUACCAGAACAUCAUGUACUACUUGCUGUGCAUACCCGCCACUCUGCCGGCCGCCUUCUUGGCGUUCUCGCAAGUGUUCGUGAGCGCAUCGCCGGAACACUGGUGCAGGAUACCCGAGCUGGAUAAUCUGACGGAUCUGAUGUCGCUGGAGGAGAGAAAAGCGCUCUCGCUGCCCUACGAAAAGAAGCCUGACGGCAGGAGGAUCUACUCAAAGUGUGAGAUGUACGACGUUAAUUACACGGAGAUAAUCGAGGAGUGGCUGCGACGCGCCAGUCAGUACAACGUAACCGACGACGACGUCGAUCCGUCGACGAUCGCGUCCACGUCGUUUUAUCCACCGCCGAGAAAACUGCCGUCGCCACCAGUCAGCAACCCCGACUGGCCGGUCAUCGACUGCCAAUACGGAUGGAACUACGACAACAGAGAUUACGACAGCACCCUCGUGACCGAGCUAGACCUGGUAUGUGCCAACAGCUGGUGGCCUUCCACGUCAACUACGUUUUUUUACGUGGGCAGCCUCUUCGGCAACGUCGUGUUCGGGUGGAUCGCCGACAAGUGGGGCAGAAGAACGGCCUUCUUCGCCAUCCUGUUCCUCGAGGUGAUAUUCUCGAUCGCCACGAGCUUCAGUCCGAACUACGUAAUCUACACGGCGCUGAGGACCGUGAACGGUCUCUUUUUUCCUGCCAUUUAUCAAAUACCUUUCAUACUCGCUCUCGAGCUAAUGGGGCCGAGAUAUCGAACGUUCGCCGGGAUGGUGAUCUGUAUGUUUUUCGCCACGGCAAUGUCUCUCCUGGCGCUGCUGGGUUAUUUGUUAAGGCACUGGUACACCCUGUCGCUGGCCACGUCGGUGCCUUUCGUCGUUCUCUUCAGUUACUACUGGAUAAUACCGGAAUCGCCGCGGUGGCUUCUCAGUAAAAACAGAAUAGACGAGGCGGAGGUGAUCGUUCAACACAUGGCGAAAGUCAACGGGAAGACCGUGCCGUCGAACUUCCUCAGAAAGAUGGAAGUAGAAAUAUUAAAGAGACAAGGGAUAUCGUGUAAUGGUAGGAACUCCAAUGAGGGUACGAACGUCGACGUUGAGGGCGAGAACAGAUCGCCACCGCUGUCCGCGACCCCGAUGGACCUGAUCAGAAAUCCGAAUAUCAGAAAGAAGUUUUUUAUUCUCGCGUUCGAUUGGGUGGCGAACGCGGUGGUUUACAACGGGCUGUCCUACAACACGACCAAUUUGGGCGUCUCCGAUUACCUGGCCUUCUUCAUCGGAGGUAUCGUCGAGAUUCCGUCGUACUUUCUUACGUGGUACGCGAUGGACAGACUGGGCAGGCGAUGGGUAUUGUGCGUGACCAUGAUGCUCGGCGGGAUCGCUUGCGUUUCUUGCAUGUUCGUGCCCGAAGACGCGGUCUGGGUGACAGUCAGUCUGGCGAUGAUCGGAAAAUUCGGCAUCGCCGCGUCCUUCGCCGUCUUCUACGUCUUUGUCGGCGAGCUGUUGCCCACCGUGUUGAGAUCCCAGGCGAUGGGAAUCGCCUCGUUCAUCGCCGGCAUCGGACUGCUCACUUUUCCCUACAUCGUACAUCUGGCGGUUUACUCGAGAGUGCUGCCGCUGAUCGUUAUGGGAUCGCUUAGCGUCGCCGGCGCCAUCACUUCCGUGUUUCUGCCGGAGACGCUCAAUAUUCAUCUGCCGCAGACGAUCGAGGAGGGCGAGCUGUUCGGUGCCGACUUCAAGCUGUGGUCCUGUCCAACGCUACCGACAAGAAGGCCGAACAAGUCCGAGUCCGUGCCGUUGAAAUACUUGGUGAACGGCGGACCGGGUAGUCGCUCGUCUACCUCGAAGGCCGAGUCGCAGGAAGCCAUAAUCACGUCCGAGGACGAGAAAUCGAUUACCGCGCAGCCUUCGGCGGAGGAAGAGGCAAGGAACUUAAGCGAGUCCAAGGAGGAGAAACUGAAUGUCGCGACGGCCGUUGAGCCAAAAACGUCCAUCACGGUGGUAGAAGUGAACGUCUGCAGUCGGAAGUCGUAAUACGAGAGAGAAAGACAGUUUUUA